AUGGGAGGUGGUGAGGACCUUUAUAGUGAUGUUUAUGGCAUGAUGGCGCGAGGAGAUGGAAGUGCAUCGCAUCCCAGCACUCUAUACAGCAUCCAGGUGUCUAAGCCUCUCUGGUCAGUACACAGCUCGCCGCACCACCGCCACACAGCAAGCACUACAUUACCACAUCAAGCAUAUCAACAUACACCAACGUACAUAACCACAGCACCACCACAACCACAUUCACCACAAUCCCGCACAUCACAUAGCAAUCAAAGAACCCACAUCAAUACAUCCACCACACACGUAACCACAUCACCACCACACUAUUACCACCACACCAUCACCGCCACCGCACAUCCAUUACAAUCCCCACAUCAGGAGAGUAAUCAAAUAAUACACACUCACUUCCCCGCCAUGGCAGCGAAUCCACCGCCACACGCCAAUCAUAACGUCACUACACCUCCGCGCCUCCAUGCCCCUCGCCCCUCGCCUCCCACCACCCCUGCAGGCUCACAGGUUCCCCAGCAGCAGCGCCACGCCCCAUCUGCCGUUCGAUACCACCACCAGCUGGCCUCAGGCAUUACUCUAUCAUAG
Messenger RNA from Scylla paramamosain (green mud crab), 576 nucleotides. RefSeq lists its product as uncharacterized. Lineage: Eukaryota; Metazoa; Arthropoda; Malacostraca; Decapoda; Portunidae. The coding region runs from base 1 to 576 and encodes 191 amino acids. The transcript is spliced from 3 exons. The record is from RefSeq and is a predicted model, not a curated record.